AGGUUAGAAUCUGAGGUUUAAAUUCCGACAUGUAUAUUACAAAUCUUUUGCCAACUCAUUCAUUAAAAUUGGUUCAGUAGUUUAGGCGCUACGGUGGAACAUACAUCUAUAUAUACAUACAUACAAAGACUGCCAAAAUCAUUAUCCUUCCUUUUGGCUUCGCCGUAGUCAGGUAAAAAGGAUCUUUAUGGGUUCCGUAUUUUUUAUUUUAGGUUCGGAACCCUAAAAUACCGGGUCACGCAAUACUGUACAUAUGUUACUGUUAAAUUGUAAAAGACAAAGAUAGUUUAUAAUCUCACUCGUGAUAUUAUAAUCUACCGCCAUAUUGUAAACUGAAAAUAUUUUUGUAACUCUAUGGUAAAUUUAUCCUGAUUGACAAUUUAACGGUUUCACUUCCGAUAUAUUAUAAUAUACUGAAAAAUAACACGUUAAAUUGUGAUUAGUAUUUUCAGUUCUUAUUAUAACGGCAGAUUAUAAUAUCACGAGUGAGAUUAUAAACUAACGUAUUAUACAAUCUAACGGUGACAUAUAUAUUCGAUAUUUUCGUUAUAAUAUAAAUAAUAAUAACAAAUCAAAACACAAAUGUUGUCAAUUUCUGCCACAUAAAUUAAUGACUGGGAGUAAACGGAGUGUAGGUGCUCAAAUCUCAUUACAUAAUUCAAUGCUAAAGUGCUAUGAGUUGAAAAAUCAAACGAGCUGUGUUAAUUAAUGUUUACAAUUACAGUUUCUUUUAAUAAACAUUGUCGUGAUUUUGGAUUUCUUUCACAUAAAUAAAUAAACAUUUUGUAAAACUAUUAAAUUAUUUAACAAAUUUCGUAAAUUCCAUGUACGUAACGUUGCAUAGCAACUAAUUGGGCCAAACAAAAGCUGGGUAGUUAAUUUAAGAAAUGGAAGUCGAUUCUGAUUAUAAAAUAUUAAACUUAUAUAGAAUAAGAGAAUAUGAUAAAUGUCUUAAAUUAUGUGAUAUGGUACUUCAAAAUAAGAACGAUCGGAUGAUAGAGUACAUACGAAUGCGCGCUAUGACAAUUCAAGCUAAAGUAGCUGGCAAUGGCUACGAAGAAGUCAAUUAUUUUCCAACACAAGACGAUUUAGUAUCAACGACGGUGGCCAAAACGCCUCGACAAGGCACUUCCUUCCAAAGGAAUAUAAAAACUGCACAAUUCACUGAGGGUGCGCAAGUAACUGGAACUUCGGUGUCAAGAUCAGGUACAAAUACAGCCCGCGUUCGCACAGCAAGGACCGCUCUCCACACUGCAGCCAGGGCAUCACGAGCAGCUACAGCAUUAGCUGUAGGCAGUACUUUUGCUUUGGAUGCACCCAUUGCACUCAGGCUCCUGGACAGAGAUGAUAAAUUAUUCAUUCCUGCGUCGAAAACAUUAUUUGAGUACGUUUACUACUGUGAAGGUAACGUGCGUAAGGCUAUGGAGGUCGCUUUCCAAGCUCAAAAAAUAGCAGACACGUCGGACUGGUGGUGGAACUUCUCACUUGCACGUUGCUAUGAGUCUCUGGGCGUGUAUCGCAAUGUAGAAGAAUGCUUACGAAAGUCGCUUAAUCAGAAUAAGCAUAUUUUGAUUUAUUUACGUCUAAUCGCCAUGUAUGUAAGCAUUAACCAACCCCUAUCAGCGUUGGACGUGUGUAAACAAGGUCUGUCAGUAUAUCACGAGUACACACCACUUUUGUUAGAACAAGCAAGAAUUCAUGAGCAAAUGGGAAACAUGGCUGUCGCUGUUAAAUAUUACAGAAUGGUAGCAACUGAAGAUCCAUCAUGUAUGGAAGCGAUCGCAAAUAUAGCAAUGUACAACUUUUAUAAUGAUCAACCAGAAAUCGCUUUAAGAUAUUACAGGAGGCUUUUAGCUACUAGCCCUUCAGGUCCCGAGAUAUAUAAUAAUCUCGGACUAUGUUGUUUCUAUUGCAAUCAAUGGGACCUUACGCUGCCGUGUUUUAGACAAGCGCUCUAUUUUUCAGUGAACCCGGAAACUCGCUCUAACAUCUGGUUUAAUUUGGCUCAUGUUGCAUUGUCGACAGGAGACAUGGCGCUAGCAAGACGCUGCCUCCUAGCAAGCGUGGCGAUCUCUGAAUAUGGGCCUGCACGGAGCGCUCUACGGGUAUUGGAUAUUCGUUUGCGCGCGAGAAAAAAUGAUGUUAAUCAAUAAAAAAAUUUAU
Bicyclus anynana (squinting bush brown) is the source of this 2163-nucleotide messenger RNA. It is a transcript of the gene BBS8, whose product is annotated as tetratricopeptide repeat protein 8. The record is from RefSeq and is a predicted model, not a curated record. Gene Ontology annotation, biological process: non-motile cilium assembly. Lineage: Eukaryota; Metazoa; Arthropoda; Insecta; Lepidoptera; Nymphalidae. The transcript is spliced from 5 exons. Gene Ontology annotation, cellular component: ciliary basal body; non-motile cilium; BBSome. Bases 888 to 2153 code for a protein of 421 amino acids. Gene Ontology annotation, molecular function: protein binding.